Molecule: messenger RNA, 636 nt
Organism: Diatraea saccharalis (sugarcane borer)
Lineage: Eukaryota; Metazoa; Arthropoda; Insecta; Lepidoptera; Crambidae
Source: the annotation of a GenBank genome assembly
AUGGACGACACGGCGCACAAUAUAACAGAAGAAUGUAAGGUUGACUUAGCGCUAGAACUCCGUUCGUUCCGUAACGAGCUUAAAGCUGAGCUUAAGGAUGUUAGAAAUGAGAUUCAUGAGUGUAGAAUUGAAAUAUCAGAAUUUAAGACUGCUCUGAGCGCAUUUGAUGUCAAAAUGUCGGAACUAGAGAGUAGACUUAGCACUUUAGAAACCAAAUGCGCCCAAGUAAUGCCUGAAAAUGUCAACACAUUUGAGGAAAAUAUAAGUCAUUUGAAGGCACAGCUCAAUAACAGGGACCAGGAGCUUCUACUAAACGAUAUAGAUCUUUCUGGAAUACCGGAACAGAACGGAGAAAAUCUCUCAAAUAUAGUUAUAGCGCUGUCUACAAAGUUGGGGAUAACAUACGAGGAGAGAGAUAUUGUACGCGUGGAACGAGUCGGUUCAGUGCGUCGCAAUAGAGUGGAGAGGAGUGCUAAUGACGACCUUAAUACACUGCGACCUCGCACUAUUGUCGUGCGGUUCGUGCGCAGAUUGACACGAGAUCAGUGGCUGCGAGCGACCUGCAUACGACGGAACCUAACUACGAAAGAUAUCGAUGUGCCCGGGAAGUCGGGUAAUGUCUAUGUCAAUGAAUGA